UGGCACAGUGUGUGUGUGGAGGCGAGGAAACGAGAGUGGCGAUGGCGGCAGCGGCGGCGCUGCUACACUCCUCCGCCGUGGGAGGAGCUCCACGACCCUCCUCGGCCAAGCCCAAGGCCAAGAUCCUCCCACCGCCAUCGCUCCUGGUAACUCGAUUCUCUCCAUCUCCACUAGCAGCAGCCGCGAUCUCGUCGCGAAUCUCCCAGUUGGGCUCCGUGCUGGUGGCCGAUCUCCAUCGCCCACUUCCUCGCCAGCGCCGGGGCGGGCAAAUCCGGGCCUCCACAGCGGCGGCGCCGCCGCCACUCCCGGCCGAGGUUCCCAAGCCCAAGUGGGAGGGCGCCGAUCUCAAGAGCUUGGCCUUCUCGGUGGCGACUGGGCUGCUGGUGUGGCUCAUCCCACCCCCGCAGGGCGUGACGAGCAGCGCAUGGCAUCUCCUCAGCAUCUUCCUGGCCACCAUCGUCGGGAUCAUCACGCAGCCUCUCCCGCUCGGCGCGGUGGCGCUCAUGGGCCUGGGCGCCGCGGUGCUCACGAGAACUCUCUCCUUCGCGGCAGCCUUUAGCGCGUUUGGCGAUCCCAUCCCCUGGCUCAUCGCGCUCGCCUUCUUCUUCGCCAAGGGAUUCAUCAAGACCGGGCUGGGCAACCGCGUCGCCUACCAGUUCGUGGCGCUCUUCGGCAAGACCUCUCUCGGGCUGGGAUACAGUCUGGUUUUCAGCGAAGCUCUCCUCGCGCCGGCGAUUCCAUCCGUGUCCGCCAGGGCUGGGGGGAUCUUCCUGCCGCUCGUCAAGGCGCUGUGCCUGGCUUGCAACAGCAAAGUUGGCGAUGGCACCGAGCGCCGGCUUGGAGCGUGGCUCAUGCUUACGUGCUUCCAGACCAGCGUCGUCUCCUCGGCGAUGUUCCUCACGGCUAUGGCGGCGAAUCCUCUGAGCGUGAACUUGGCGACUGGCAGCACGGGGUUGGCGAUUGGGUGGACGGACUGGGCGGUGGCGGCGGUGGUUCCCGGGCUGGUGUCGCUGCUGGUUGUGCCGCUGCUGCUCUACGUUAUCUAUCCGCCGACUGUCAAGAGUAGCCCGGAUGCGCCGAGGCUGGCCAGGGAGAAGCUUGACAAGAUGGGACCGAUGAGCAAGAACGAGUGGAUCAUGACUGGAACUUUGAUCGUCACGGUCGGGCUGUGGAUCUUCGGCUCGGCUAUCAAAGUCGACGCCGUCACCGCUGCCAUCCUCGGCCUCUCGGUUCUACUCACCACCGGAGUCGUGACAUGGAAGGAGUGCCUGGGCGAAGCCGUUGCUUGGGACACACUGACAUGGUUCGCAGCUCUCAUCGCCAUGGCCGGAUAUCUCAACAAGUAUGGACUCAUCGCGUGGUUUAGCCAGACAGUCGUCAAGGUUGUGGGUGGUCUGGGCUUGUCAUGGCAAGCCUCUUUCGGGAUCCUCGUCAUGCUCUACUUCUACUCGCACUAUUUCUUCGCAAGUGGUGCUGCUCACAUCGGUGCUAUGUUCACGGCUUUUCUCUCGGUGUCCACCGCGCUUGGAACUCCACCGCUGUUUGGAGCGCUGGUUCUCGCCUUCCUCUCCAAUCUCAUGGGAGGAUUGACGCACUACGGCAUUGGAUCGGCUCCGGUUUUCUAUGGUGCUGGAUACGUGCCGCUGUCCACCUGGUGGGGCUAUGGAUUCUUGAUGAGCGUCGUCAAUUUGGUGAUCUGGUUGGGAGUUGGAGGAUUUUGGUGGAAGCUCCUUGGCCUCUGGUAGAUCACAACAUACACGGCGGAGUAUUGGAAGGGACGAACCAUUCCAAUAUUUUUUUCUUCUCUCUCUCUCUCUCUCUCUUGCUGCUGGGUUCUAAGCAGCCUUCCAUUUUUCUUUGAACACACACUUACAAAAAGAGAUCAAAUAAGAUUCCAAAGCAGAAACAUAUAAAAGUUGAGCUAAAA
Messenger RNA from Selaginella moellendorffii, 1927 nucleotides. RefSeq names its product dicarboxylate transporter 1, chloroplastic. The coding region runs from base 42 to 1745 and encodes 567 amino acids. Gene Ontology annotation, cellular component: membrane. Lineage: Eukaryota; Viridiplantae; Streptophyta; Lycopodiopsida; Selaginellales; Selaginellaceae. Gene Ontology annotation, biological process: transmembrane transport. The record is from RefSeq and is a predicted model, not a curated record. The transcript is spliced from 3 exons. Gene Ontology annotation, molecular function: transmembrane transporter activity.